Molecule: messenger RNA, 736 nt
Organism: Panonychus citri (citrus red mite)
Lineage: Eukaryota; Metazoa; Arthropoda; Arachnida; Trombidiformes; Tetranychidae
Gene: ND-13A
Product: NADH dehydrogenase [ubiquinone] iron-sulfur protein 6, mitochondrial-like
Exons: 1
Coding region: 115-546 (143 amino acids)
Biological process (GO): mitochondrial electron transport, NADH to ubiquinone
Source: RefSeq, a predicted model, not a curated record
GUAUUGUUUUCCUUUGAAAGGAAAGUCACCUCAAGUAAUUUGAUUAAUUGUUUGAUUGUUAAUUUAAUCUAAAUCUUGUUUUUAAUUUUUUUUCUUCUUCUAAAUUGAUUAGCCAUGUCUAACCUGUUGAACAAUGGACGCCCAUUGUUGAGGCGAUUGGUUCAAUUGGCUCCAAUUAGAGGUGCAACAACUAAUGGUGGUAAAAUUGUCUCUUCACCUUCUGGUUCAAAGGGUUCAGAGGUCACUGAGAAAGAUGAGUUUUCAUUUGAAAUAAUUGAUAAAUCAACACAUACUGGUCAAAAGUGGGAAUCAAAUGAUUACCGGAUGGCUCGAUACAUUGGUAAAGAAAAGAAAGUCAAUCCUCAUUAUGCCAUUGAUUUGAUUGCGGAAACUGCACCAAUCGCUUGUAAGACAAGAGUUACAACUUGUGAUGGAGGAGGUGGACCACUUGGACAUCCUCGGGUCUUCAUUAAUUUAGAUCAACCUGGUAAUCAUAGUUGUGGAUAUUGUGGAUUACGUUUCUAUAAAGAGGAUCAUCAUCAUUAAAAGUGAAAAGAAAACUAAUCCAACUCUAUUAUGUUAUAAACACAAAACAAAAAACAAACCAAGCCAAGGAAAAGUGAACCAGGCUAACAAACAAUUUAUCUCUCCCUUUCUGUUGAUUAUUAAUUUUUAGAGAUAUUUAAUUGUAAAUUUUUCCAAAAGUCACUCAUAAACUACAACUAUUAACAGUUAA